Messenger RNA from Talaromyces stipitatus ATCC 10500, 1764 nucleotides. Its product is annotated as pantothenate transporter, putative. Gene Ontology annotation, biological process: transmembrane transport. The transcript has 7 exons. The record is from RefSeq and is a predicted model, not a curated record. Gene Ontology annotation, molecular function: transmembrane transporter activity. Gene Ontology annotation, cellular component: membrane. Bases 1 to 1764 code for a protein of 587 amino acids. Lineage: Eukaryota; Fungi; Ascomycota; Eurotiomycetes; Eurotiales; Trichocomaceae.
AUGAGAGGUGGACUUGGUUUGCUUGGCUUUGGAGUAUUUAAACGAGUCAACAAGAUGAGCUUUUGGGCAAGACGGACAAGGAGGAAACCUGCAUCUGAAAUAGCACCCCUCUUGGAUAUUCAGGAACCAGACGUGAUAGUAGAUAUAAUGGCCGGGAAAUCCGAUCCCAAAUACGACACUUUCGUCUCUAGUCCUCUCGAGUCGGACGACGAGAGUGUCAAUAACAGACGAAAGAAUCCAUUCGAGGAUCCUGCAAUUGCCGAGCACUGGCGUCUGACGUAUGAAAAGUCGCAGUAUGAAUGUCGGCAUGUGUUUGAUCCGACGGUGACCUGGACGGAGGAUGAGGAGAAGCGGUUGAUUCGAAAACUGGAUUGGAGGAUUUGUCUGUGGGCUUGUGUCAUGUUUUUUGGCCUACAAGUUGAUCGAGGCAACCUCAUCCAAGCAGUCUCUGGCACAUUUCUAAAGGAUCUGAAGUUGAACACCAACGACUAUAACUGGGGCAACAUAACAUUCAGAGUUUCCUUUCUCUGUGCUGAACUCCCAUCUCAGCUCAUCUCCAAAAAGAUUGGUCCAGACCGCUGGAUCCCGAUCCAGAUUACUUUGUGGUCCGUCGUUGCUAUUUCGCAGUGCGCUAUACAUACCAGGGCGGCGUUUCUUGCUACGAGGUCAUUACUCGGACUUUUGGAGGGAGGAUUCAUUCCAGAUAUCGUUCUCUGGCUGUCGUACUUCUACACCUCCAAAGAACUCCCAAUCCGACUUAGCUUCUUCUGGGCAACCCUCUCUAUAACAUCAAUAAUAACCUCCCUUCUCGCCUUCGCCAUCUUCCACCUCGACGGCGUAAACGGCUGGGCCGGCUGGCGCUGGCUCUUCCUCAUCGAGGGCCUCAUAACCCUCACCGUCGGCCUAAUCUCAUUCUUCAUGAUGCCCGCCUCCGCCGUACAAACAAAAGCCUGGUUCCGUCCCAACGGCUGGUUCACAGAUCGGGAGAUCUCCAUCGUCGUAAACCGCGUGUUACGGGAUGACCCUUCAAAGGGUGAUAUGCAUAAUCGACAAGCCAUUACACCCCGACGGCUAUGGAAUGCAUUGAUGGAUUACCAUCUCUGGCCAAUUUAUGUUAUUGGGUUCUUGGCGUAUAUCCCUCAAUCACCACCCAGCACGUAUCUAACCUUGACUCUGCGGUCUGUUGGGUUCAGUACGUUUACGACUAAUUUACUCACGAUCCCUUCGAGUGUGUUUCAUAUCGGGACGUUGUUGUUACUUACCCGACUUUCGGAAUGGUUGAAUGAGAGGUCCCUGGUAGCUAUGUUGCAGGCUGUGUGGACAUUACCGUGUAUCAUUGCAUUGAGGUUUUGGCCAGGUAUUAUUAAGAAUGCAUGGGGAACGUAUGCUUUGGUCACUGUUUUGUUGAGUUAUCCUUAUUGUCACGCAAUCGCUGUGGGAUGGAUAUCUCGCAACUCCAACAACGUCGGCACUCGCUCCGUCUCAGCUGCUCUAUACAACAUGUCCGUCCAAAUAGGCGACAUAGGAGCCUUCUUCAUCUACCGCGAAGACGAUAAGCCCAAAUAUCACCGCGGAAACACAAACCUCCUAAUCAUCAACCUCGUCGUCAUUGUCGUGUUCAUCUCCACCAAGAUAUACUAUGUAUAUCAGAACCGGAGACGGGAUAGGAUUUGGAAUGCGAUGAAUGAAGAGGAGAGGAGUUGGUAUAUUAAGAAUACGGCGUUGCAGGGGAGUAAGAGGUUAGAUUUUAGGUUUGCACAUUAG